Sceloporus undulatus (fence lizard) is the source of this 8006-nucleotide messenger RNA. RefSeq names its product diacylglycerol kinase epsilon (gene DGKE). The record is from RefSeq and is a predicted model, not a curated record. Gene Ontology annotation, molecular function: ATP-dependent diacylglycerol kinase activity. Bases 880 to 2598 code for a protein of 572 amino acids. Lineage: Eukaryota; Metazoa; Chordata; Lepidosauria; Squamata; Phrynosomatidae. The transcript is spliced from 12 exons.
UCCCUCCUGCAUUAGACGGAGGCGCUGUGAGUGGCCUCUUCCGCUUCCGCCCGGCCUUGGCUCAGUCUUCGGCGCCCAGUGCCAGGGCGGCGGAGGAGUCGCCAGGCGGAUGACUUAAUUGGGAGCUGCAACAACAUCCCGAUCCAUGAUGCACAGACUCUGAUAGAAAUCUAUUCUUGUACUGUCUUGGUUGGGAGUCAGGAUAGACGCUGAAUUAUACUUCUUUAAUUGAGCUUGAGUUUGUGUGAGCACAAAGUAGGAAACAAAGUGUUCUUGCCUAUAGCCAGAAGAGAAACCAGAUAGUGUUAUUUGUAGUGAACAGAGAGAAUGUGCUUGAUUAUUGUCUUCUUAUAGUUAAGCUGGUUUAACAUUGGAUUAUUUGCCACUGGAGAUGAGCUAAAGUGGUGAGCUGUAACAAGAAGAUGGACACAACUGUCACUAUGACAUGAAGUCUUUGGGGGAAUGUCACUUCUGGAAAAACCAAGAUGUGCUGAACAUAAUAAUAAAACAGGAAAUAUGUCAACAUUGUGGAGAGUAUAGGAACUAGUGGCUAGGUUUACUGGUUUGUGAGGUGCUUGAAAGGAAAGAUAUGUUUUAUUGCAAGAAAUAGAUGUUUAAGUAUAAUUUGUGCCGUGCCACAAAUAAAAGGGGAAAGUGAGGUUUGUGCUGCAAGGUCUGAUGAAGAGGAGGCCAGGAAAGUGUCAUUAGGUUGAUAAAGUAAUUCAGAACAUGUAUUCUUGGUUAUUCAACUGUUGAGUCAAGUUGUUGAUGAAAUGUGAUUAUAAUAGCAGCAGCCCUCCUCUGCAGCCUAGUACAGGUUAGCUCCCUCGUUUCUGGUCUAGUUUGACAUCCAGAGAACAGAUAAGAAAUCCAGACAGGAUGGAAGGUGUUGAAACCAGCAGGACCUUCUCCACUUCAGGAUUGUUUCCAGAAUGGGGUCUCGCCUUCUGGACUCUAUGUGCUGUGAUCGUGCCAGUUCUGCUCACGUUAUGGUGCAGCUUCCGGAGGUCCCGGAGACAAGGCCAAGUGCAGGACAUCUUGCGCAAGAGCAAGCACGAUUGGCAGGACACCGACCUCUUCAGCCAGCCCACCUAUUGCUGCAUCUGUGCUCAGCACAUCCUUCAGGGAGCUUUUUGCAACUGCUGUGGACUGUGUGUUGACGAAGAGUGCCUGAAGAAGGCUGAUCGUCGUUUCCACUGCAAGGAGAUCAUGAUGAAGGGAGAAGGGGGCAGCCGAACUUCUAUGGUACACCACUGGAUCCGAGGCAAUGUCCCACUGUGCAGCUACUGUGUUGUGUGCAAGCAGCAGUGUGGUAACCAGCCCAAGCUUUGUGAUUACAGGUGUGUUUGGUGUCAGCAAACAGUGCAUGAUGAAUGCAUGCAAAACUCUUUGAAGAAUGAGCAGUGUGAAUUUGGAGAAUUUCGUAACCUCAUCAUCCCUCCAUAUUACUUAUCAAGUGUCAGUCAGAUGCGUAAAGACAAGCAUAUGGACUAUGGAAAGCUAGCUUCCUCCUGUGGGAAAAAUUGGACUCCUCUGAUUGUUCUGGCUAAUACUCGGAGUGGAAACAAUAUGGGGGAAACCUUGAUGGGCCAGUUUAAAAACUUGCUAAACCCAAUUCAGGUUUUUGAACUGACCAAAACAACACCUACAAAGGCACUCCAGCUUUGCACCUGGCUGCCUUGCAAUUCUGCUAGAGUGCUGGUCUGUGGUGGAGAUGGUACAGUGGGAUGGGUCUUAGAUGCAAUCGAUGACAUGAAGAUUAAGGGACAAGAGCGGUACAUUCCACAAGUGGCGAUCUUACCAUUGGGGACAGGUAAUGAUCUGUCGAACACCCUGGGUUGGGGUGCUGGAUAUGCUGGAGAGAUUCCAGUAGAGCAGAUUCUGCGCAAUGUCAUGGAUGCUGAUGGAAUCAAGUUGGAUAGAUGGAAGGUCCAAGUAACAAACAAAGGAUACUACAAUUUAAGAAAACUAAAGAUCUUCACAAUGAACAACUAUUUUUCCAUAGGACCAGAUGCUCUCAUGGCUUUAAACUUUCACACACAUCGUGAGAAAUCUCCCUCUCUGUUUUCUAGUAGGAUCAUUAACAAGGCUGUUUAUUUCUUUUAUGGCACCAAAGAUUGUUUAGUACAGGAAUGUAAGGAUUUGAACAAAAAGAUUGAGCUAGAGUUGGAUGGAGAGCGAAUCGACCUACCAAGUUUGGAAGGGAUCAUAGUGCUGAAUAUUUCCUACUGGGGAGGAGGCUGUCGACUAUGGGAAGGAAUGGGAGAUGAGCUUUAUCCUAUGGCAAGGCAUGAUGAUGGAUUGCUAGAAGUUGUUGGGGUUAAUGGCUCCUUCCACUGUGCACAGAUUCAAGUGAAGCUUGCAAAUCCCAUCCGGCUGGGCCAGGCUCAUACUGUGAGGCUGAUCCUGAAAAAUUCCAAGAUGCCAAUGCAGGUAGAUGGAGAGCCCUGGGCACAAGGUCCCUGCACAGUUACAAUAACUCACAAGACCCACGCACUGAUGCUCUAUCACUCAGGUGAACAGACGGACGAUGAUGAUGAGGUCUCUAGUGUAUCUGAACAGGAGCUAGCAAAAGAUCAGACCGACGAGGACACAUAGGUCUUGGCCACAUUUUCAUAUUCUACCUGGUAGUGGUAAUACAGCUUGACUUUCACUGAAAAGCUUUGUGCUAAAUAUCCUGUCUACAAUAGACCUCUUAAGACCAUGCCAUCUCUAUACUUAUCUGUGGCAUGAAAAUUAACCAAGUCAUGCUUUUAGCGACCAAAGAAAGCUAGCAUAGGCUUAGGUUGAGCAUACAUGUUUGCUUUGGUGUAUAUUGUCAUGCGGAAGUAGGGAUGAGAAUCAGGGAGAGGCACUUUCAUGUUCAUGUGAUAGUGACUGCCUCCCUCCCAACAACAUUUCUUCUUUGCCAAACCCUUGGAAUUUUUAUAUAGUUCUGUGGAAUAGUUGCCUAGCAUUUACCAUUUGUCAUAGCAUAAAUCUAGUCUUUAAGAGAACAUAAUACAGUAUCAUGCUACACUGUGCCUCACCAGAAGCACCCUGUGGGUUUAAGUGUGACUUCUCUUCCUCACAAAUUCCCUCAUUUUCAGAACCAACUGUGAUGCAGUCAGCAUCAGUGUUUUGGCUACCCAUAGUUAGGUUUGCAGUUGAAAGAUGUUGUGGAGUUUGUAUCUGAGAGGGGAAGAGUGCCUGAACCCACAAGACACUCCUGAUGAAGCUGAGACUACACUAGAUAACAGCCAGCCUCACUGUCACUAGGAGAAUCACUGGUUCUGUUCAGAACCUAUAUAGUUUAUAGUUCUGCUUUCUUAGAUACUGAGCAGAGUGAGAUCUUAACUUGUAUGUUACUUAAUCAACCCAGACCUAAUAUUUGAAGUAUUCACAGUUAUCUAGUAGAUUAAUUGUGCUUCUUCACUGACUCAUCAGAGAUGAAUAAUCUCUGAAUCAUGGUUAUUGGAGACAGUAGCUAUGGAUAUGGGAAACAAGAGCUAUGGAAAUAAACUGCUAACCCUAAUGUAGAUACGUUGCCCCUUGCACUCCCAUACAGAAUGGCUAUGCCAUUCUUCCAUUGGAAAUUCAGGGUGAGCUCAAAUAAACACACUGGCUGAGGGCAAGUCUCCUGUGACAUACUUACACCAUCAUCUGGGCAGUGAAGUCUUCUCCCUCUUUCCCAGUACCUCUCUAGGUUUGUAACAGCUCAUGGAACCCUGUCCCUAUUCAAUUGUGAGAGCAGACACUGUAAGUCUGUUCCUUCUUCCCCAGGUGUUCAAGGGCAACCAGUACAAGCCUCAGUGCACUCCUGCCCACUGAUCUGUGUCUGAAGGUAAUAAGCUGUGCCAUGAGCCUUUGCUGCUGUUGUGUACACAUUUUACAAGGAGAUCCUUUUGCAACAUGCCCAAAAAUACACUGAGACUAACACCUGCAUAUGUCACCUAGAGGAUUCUAGCCAUAAGUUGCUGGAAGAAUUUGCAAAGUUUAACAAGCUGAGGAUUUUGCAAUAUCUGCAUUUGAAACAAAUGGAAGGGAAUGAGGCUUUAAAUUCCAAAGAAUUAGUAAUUAAACUGUCCACAACUGCCAGCAGCAAAUGAAAACAUUAUUGACAUUCUCUGGCUUAGACUCCAAAAACAGGAAAAAGUCCUGCAAUUCUGCAGAAGCUUCCACUGGAGCAAAGGUGGUAGGUGCUUUCUGACAAGCUUCCCCUUCAGCCCAAUCCCACUCUCACUUCCCAGCUCUCCCUGCACUGUCCAGGAGGGUCCUCCAUCCCUACAAUUCAGCUUUUCAGAAGGCUGAUUUUGUAAGCAAAGUUCCACUGAUAGGAACUUUAAAUCUAUGCCUAUGUAAUGUAUGCUUGUCUAGGUCACAUGCAGUGCUUUUUCAUUGUUGUGUUUGUCUGGGGCCACAAGCCAUAGGAACACUCCCUGCACAAAUUCCACCAAAGUGAAUGGAAGUUAUCCAGGGAUAGCAAUUCUUUUUGUUUCAGUGGCUUUGUACAGGCAAUGUUUCUGACAGAUUAAGCUCUUGGUUGGAACACUGAAAUUUUUUUCUUGUUACUUUAGGGCAGAGAUGCCCCAUUUUGGCACUUUGUGCUUAAUAGCUCUGAUGCAUGUUGUCCACUUAGGUAAUAUAAUCCCAAAUUAUAAAAUAAUUUUCUUAUAUAGCUUAAAUUAAGACUGCCUCAUUCAUUUGAGUAAAGAGAAAGUGUUUAAACAUUUUGAUAAACCAGGCUGAUUUGAUUUCUUAGCAAUGAAUGGUCUUGUGCCAGUUUCAAAACAAGUUUCUUGGUUUCAUGUAGCUUACUAUGUAGAAGAGACAGACCAAGUAUUGCCCUUUGAAGGUAUCAGGGAUGAUAUGUCUAGGGUUUUUGCUGAAUCGAGUUUUUUUCCCCUCAGGUAUAGUAAUAUAUUUUUGGUAAUCCCUUUUACAUCAAGCAGAUGUGUCAUUACAUUAUGCUUGUGACACUGUGUCUAUUCUCUGAGACACAACUGUUGAAAGAAGAUUAAAUGUCCCCUUAUUCACUGUUUAUACUUCACUGGAAUUUGUUACAAUAUUCUCUUGUACAUACCUAAGUAAUAAGAACAGUUUUGAAUGUGUGUGAAAAGUCAUUAUCAAUGAGAGUACAAUGGACCAAGAAAUAGGCUAAGUGGAUGUUAAAGUUUAAUGUGAGGUUAACAGAUAUCUAGUUAUUCAAGUUCUGUUCCAUUUAUUUGAAUGAGCCCUUUUUUUUGUAUACCUGUUUAUUUAAGUACUAUGAAUGUCUUGGUGUUUACAUAGGCAUAAAAAUAAGUAGACCAUUUUUGAAAGGAGCUUAUUAUUCUUUCCUGCUUAAAGGAAGUAUUAAUAUUAGUUCAGUACAAUGGAGGAGACAAUGCUUUUUUCCACUGUUUAUCCUUCUGCUAUCUAGAGUACUUCACUAUGUCAGAACUGUAAUGGAAAUUCCUGCUUUGAGUACUUUCAGUACAAUUGUAAGUAAUAUUCAUCUAGCUGUUGAGGGAAUGACUCCAAUAACCAUUGGAUUGUGCAGAACUGAAAUGUAACAUUGCCUGCACUUGGGUUAUACACACUGAUUGAGGAAUCUUUUUAUAUGAAAUGAAGCAGUGAGCAUAUCUGCCUCCCAGUAUGUGAUACAGUAUACUCUCUAGUUUUCAAUGUCACCUUUCCCACAAGUGCCAAACACACUUCAAGGAAACAGUGAGGUGAUUACCACAGAAUUCUAAACCAUGUGGUCUUCCAGAUUUUAUUGGACUACAGUUUCCAUCAGUCUCAGCCAACAAAGCCAUUGAUAAGAUACUAUAGGAAGUUGCAGUCCAGCAGCAGAAGAGCACCACACAUUCCCCACUCCUUCACUUAAUUUAGCUCACAGAUCUAAACCAUGGUUUAGAUCUGUGAGCACGGACCGGAAACCUCCAGUUCAUGUACUCUCCUCCCCUCAUAUACUGGGAUAUCUUUAGUUUUAUUAUUCCUGCCUUCUUAUUACCUAUGGACCUUAUCGUGGUUUAUAAUAAACUGUGGUUAGUUAAAAAAGCUAUCUUCAGAAACAGUGUUGUGAAGCAUCUUGUUGGAAAACUGACCAGAACUUGUGUCAUGCCAUGGUCACUGGUUCCUAUAGUAUAUAAGGGCAAGUCAGGAGUCCUUGAAACUUAAAUUCAACAAUGUGAAAGUCCUUAUCCUAGCAUCAAGGAGGAGGAGAAAGGAGUACAAGAGUCUGAGGCUUCUGUUCAAGUUGUGCCCAUAAUCUAGUAUGAAUAUGUAAAUUGGUUCCUGUGUCUAUGCAUUCUCCUUGCCACUGACAUUAGGAGAUACAAGAGGGUACCUACUGCCCAAUUGCACAUGGAAUAUUUUCAUACUAAUAAAGGGGCAAGACAAUAGUCUACUCUUGUAUGUCAUAGUAUGUGUUUAUGUCUAAUUUCUAUAUGUAUUUCUGUAAAUUUUCUAUGGAACAAAUUCUGUAGGGUAUGACUGUAUAAUUGGAUAUAAUAUUUUGAUUGUGUUGAACUACUGAACUUUGACCAGAAUUGUAACACUGAGAAUUACAAAACUCUAACACACCAGUUGACCAAAAGGGGGUGCUCAGCUACCAAAUUCCACAUUGCGUUUGAACAGAUUCCGUACCAGUUUACAUUAUGAGUAAAUUAAUUAAGCACUUAUGUUUUUGAAUGUUUUGCAUCUUGUUUUGUUUUUGUUUGUUUGUUUUGCUUAUAUUUAACUACAUUGUUUGCAAAAGAAAUGAGUCUUUUCAAAAAAAGUUCCCAACUUGAAUUGUUGGAAAUUGUGGCAUCCCUAUUGCACACAGUUGUUUCUCUUGACCUGGUUUAUUUAUCUCAGUUGCCACAUUAGAAGCUGCUUGGACAUUGCUUCCACGUGAUGAUAGAUAGCAUUGUAAAGUGAUAGACUGUGGUGCACACACUGUCUAGCCUGUGCAGCAUCCCAGUAGUGGCAGAAUGGAGAGGCUCCAUUUGAUCCAGGCAACCUGUGUCCGUGGCUAUUCCCAACCAUCCUUGUUCCUACAUGGGGUACUUGCCACCUGGAUGCUGUGGUGUCUGAUUAGUGAUUGUGAUGGGCAUAUUUUGCUCUUCGCUGCUAACCUCAAGAUGCUAAGUGCCAACCUACCUCUAAGCUGGGAGAGUGGAACAUGGGGCUCUGCAGAUGUUGUUGACUUGCAAUUUCCAUCAACCCUUGCCACCAUAGCUAAUGAUGAGGGAUUAUGGGAAGCACAAUCCAGCAAUUUAUGAAGGGCUACCCUGUGCCUAUUCACACUAUACAGUCCACUUUAAGUGCCAUUUCUGUGUUCUAUGGAAUCCUGGGGCUUGCAGUUUGGGGACUGCAAAUUAGGUGCUAGAUCUCUCUGGAUGAUAAUUUUAAACAUCUAUCUCUAAACUGUAAACCCCAGGAUACCAUAGGACUGGACCAUGUCAGUUAAAGUGGAGUCAUAGAGCUAUGACUGCAUAGUGUGAAAGGGCCCAUGUUCCCCACUUCUGCUUUAUACAGGAACUAGAGGUAUGCCAGAAUCUGCUAAGGGGAUUGCUGCUCCCUUGCCUCUGUCAUAAUGUGGAAGCACAGAGUAUUCUGAAGCAAAUGCUACACAAUUAUUAAUGUAUGCACAAAGGUAAUGUGACCAUAUUCUCUCUUCCAUGCUUGCUAUCUCAAAUGACACUCAGGUUGCUUUGUACUUGCUGCUUGUCUGAACUUUGCCUGUCUCUUUCCAUCCCAAAUACUGAACCUAAUAUUGUUUACAUAUCUCCUGGGGGCCAGAGGGAAUCAAAUAGGUCCUCCACAGUUUUCUCUCAAUGUUUUGAGCUGGCUUCAAGGUCUAGUUAGUCUUUACAAUCCCAAGGCUGCUAGUUUAUGGGCUCAGGCUAAUGGAACUUUGCUUUAUGGAUAGAAGUCAGAAGAAUACCCAGACAUGCAUUUUCUAGAUCUCACUGUUUAGGGAUUUCAAAAAGGAAAUCUUUGGAUUGUAUGAAAUACUUUGCUACUGAAAUAAAGUGGUUGUUGCACUGAAACUUGAA